UUGUUGUCGUCCCAAACGACCGUUACACAUACAACCCUGUUCUCUUCUUCACUACCAUUCUCACACACACUCUUCUCACUGCUUCACUCUCUCUCUUUUAACAAGAAAAUGACAGUAGCAAACGCUGCCACCAAGCACUGCAAGAAGGCCAUGAAGAUGGGUCUUUCUCUCUUCUGCAGAACCUUCAAUUCUUCUAAAUGCAAGACAAUGGCAAAAAUGACGGUGGCGAGAAUAAAAUUGCUGAGAAACAAGAGGGAGGUGGUUGUGCGGCAAAUGAGGAGAGACAUUGCUAUGCUUCUUGAAUCCCAUCAGGAUGCCACUGCUCGUAUUCGGGUCGAACAUGUAAUAAGAGAACAAAAUAUAUUGCAAGCAAAUGAGAUCCUCGAGCUCUUCUGUGAACUUAUUGUGGCUAGACUAACAAUUAUUGCAAAGCAAAAGCAAUGUCCAGCUGAUUUGAAAGAGGGGAUAUCAAGUUUGAUUUUUGCUGCCCCAAGGUGCUCAGAUAUUCCAGAAUUGAUGGGAAUCAAAGAUGUUUUUGAGAAGAAAUAUGGAAAAGAUUUUGUUUCAGCAGCGACUGACCUGCGACCCAAUGCUGGUGUAAACCGGACGCUCAUCGAAAAGCUCUCUGUGAAAACUCCAAGUGGUGAAGUCAAACUAAAAAUCAUGAAAGAAAUAGCCAAAGAAUACCAGGUUGAAUGGGACACCGCAGAUUCAGAGAUGGAGCUUCUCAAGCCACCAGAAGAGCGUAUAGAAGGACCAAAUGGCUUUGUAAGUGCCACUAGCUUACCCCUGAAGCCAGCCUCAAAGCAACCUGCUGAGCCUAACAACCUCCGAAGCUCUUCAGAUGACGGAGAAUCGGAAGUUGCCAAAUUUGAUGACCCAGCUUCAGCUGCUAAAGCAGCUGCUGAAUCUGCCAAGCAAGCAAUUGCAGCUGCUGAAGCAGCUGCAUAUCUAGCCAGUAAAGACGCAAAAGCAUCUUCUGCUGGUUGUCACUACUCUCCGAAGAAUGCAACUGCUGACAAUAUCCCUUUCAUUUCUGCUGCUCAGGCUCCCAAGUUCUCGCAAAAUGAAGUGGCACCACCUUCUCAGUCCAUAGUUGAUCUUUACGAUAUGCACUGGAGUAGUAAGAACAUCAGGAAUUCCGAAAAUUCUCAUAGUUCUGCUGGUGAAGAGAUGCCAUUAGAUAUGAAAAGAUCACAGAAGUUUGACAGGAGACAUAGCUAUAAUGUUCCAUCCUCAAAUCGUAAUGUUCAGUAUGAUGAUUCAGACUGUGACGAGGAAAUCGAGAUGGAAGAUCCGCCGAGUGGGACAUAUAAACCCAGCCCACCAACUGAUAUUGAUGGUGGGAAGUUCUACAGAAGGCACAGCUACAAUGUUCCAUCAGCACAUUCAGGUGUCAAGUUUGAUGAAUCAGAUGGUGAAGAAGAGAUGGGAACUCACGAAUUCACUAGAGGAACCAAUCGAGCCCCUAACCGUCCUGCACCUCAUGUGCCUCGGGUUCAUCCCAAUUUACCUGACUACGACAAACUUACUGCUCGCUUCGAGUCUCUCAAGUCCCAGAAAUCUCGUCGUACCUAGAUUAUCCAGGGUUCAUGAAGUCAGAUACAUUUUGUGCCAGCCAGUCCAAUAUUAUUGUAUACAGUACAGAAAUCAAAUGAUAUGUUAAAAAUGGUUCAUUUAUAGUAGGUCAUUUCGUGGAGCUCACUUAUUGCCUUUGUGUUGACUUUACAAAUUUUGGUGUAAUAAAUCUUGGAUAUCCAUUUUACAAGGUUGUUCAUUUUGCAGAUCACUCUGUUUCUUUGUUA
Molecule: messenger RNA, 1805 nt
Organism: Solanum pennellii
Lineage: Eukaryota; Viridiplantae; Streptophyta; Magnoliopsida; Solanales; Solanaceae
Exons: 7
Coding region: 109-1578 (489 amino acids)
Biological process (GO): protein transport
Source: RefSeq, a predicted model, not a curated record